AUGUCAGGUGACGAUUCUGCUUCUUCUACCCACAGCCAAGGACUCCAAGCAGAACCGGUUCAGACCUUACUUCCAUCCGAUCCUACCACCGCAAAGAAGGCUGGCACCAGGUGUGAGGAGCCGCUUUCAGAGGCGGCCAGACGAGUCAUCCGAACUCAAAAGACUGGAAGCGGCAACUUGUUCCGACACCUGCACAAAUUGAGUCAACGAAAUAUGCGACUCUUCCAGCCGGCUCGACAAUUAGCAACCAAGAGCAAGGGAAAGAUGGCUGAUAAGCCGCCUGCAAACCCGGGAAAGCUCCCCACGCUGCAAGAAAUGUACAACUCAUGGCGUGCCUUGGAGGAACAAGUGGACGGAAUACACAGACUCCCCAUGUUCAUCAGGGCAGAGCGAAGGGCCUGCCACAGAUGUAGAGUAUUGAGGAAAAAGUGUCCCUUUCCCGACGAGUAUGGGGCUUCUCCCAAGCCCACAUCAUAUAAUGGAGAAACCUCCUCCCACGACGCAGUCUCAUCGCCCACCGUAGGACAAACUACCCUAGACGAGUGCGGAAAGGGUGCGGCACUGUACACCCAACGGUGGACUCCAACCGAGCACAUUUUCCAGAGCUCGCGCGGCCGCGAGAUUGACGAGCAUGGUCGCCCCAUCGAUGAUAUUUUGCAGAGUACCCAAGGCAUCGACCUGACAGCCCACGAUAGCUUCAGCACGCCGCUAGUUGCGGGGAUUGACGGAGACGCAGCCAUCAGCGGUGCUGCCUCACAACAAGCGGAAGUGCCGAAGCUCAUGAAGGUUGAGAUUCGCACCGUUCUCAUUGCACAGGAACGAAUCAGAAACAAUGUCCGUAGGUGGCGGUGCCAGUUCGGCAGCAGCGGCAUGCCCGGCGGCCACGUCUGUAUGCGUGAGGACAACAACCUCAACACCAUCCGCCGCCACUACGGACGCGAGCAUGGCAAGCACCGCUACUACAUGAAACCGAAGAUGCGGCUUCGUUGCAGCCACUGCGGGCACACGAUCGAGAGCAGAGUGCCAGACCAUUGCCCUGGCUGCAAUGGGACACGAGAUGCAUGGGUACAGGAGGUAUAUGCUCUCAUUGAAGUACCGGUACCUCUGGACACAAGCAGCCCGGCAGAUGACGGCGCCAAUGCUCUCGGAUACCAACAGACCGGAGGUUUGGCAUCAAAUCCAGUCGCUUCCACAGCGUCUUCCCUGCGAUCUACCAUCGCGGCGACGGCAGCGCCAUGGACGGUGUGCAAUUCGUUGGCUUCUCCCCUGCAGCUGACCUCUGCCGCCCGUGAAACCUCCACAGUCAUGGCUCUUUCGGGUGGCCUGUCCAGCACUCCCUCAACUCUUGGGCUUCCAUUAACGCCCUUGACUCCUCUGACACCACUUACGCCCAACUCGCCAGCUUCUGCUUCUGGUGAUGUAUUCUUGGGCGACGCAACAGCACUGUUCCCCUACGGUCCUCUGGACAUUGUGGAAUGGCAGAAGGACCCUCUGUUCGUUGACGGACUGUCUCAGGAACAGCUGUUUUAUGGCGACGGAAACCUGAGCACCGCCAUUGGCUGUGGCAUCGAUAUCGGUCUGGACUUCGACCUGGAUGGCGCCUCGGCAUCCCAGACAUAUCCUUCAUAUACGACGAAUGGAACCGAGGACAUGGUAUGGGCGACGCAGAGUAGCGAAAUCUACGGAAGCCAAGAGGAACAGCCGCAGAGAGAACAUUGGGUGCCAAUGAUGGAAGACACGAUCAAAUAA
Messenger RNA from Grosmannia clavigera kw1407, 1749 nucleotides. RefSeq names its product alkane 1-monooxygenase. The record is from RefSeq and is a predicted model, not a curated record. The transcript has 2 exons. Lineage: Eukaryota; Fungi; Ascomycota; Sordariomycetes; Ophiostomatales; Ophiostomataceae. Bases 1 to 1749 code for a protein of 582 amino acids.